AUGAACACCAGCUGCGCCAGCCAAGACAUCCUAGACCGUCUCUCAGGCUUCAAUCUAAAACUGUCUCAAGCCAUCGACCUGCUAGCCAUAUCCCUCACCUUCUUCGCCACCUACUCGGCCAUCAAAGUGAUCUCAACCCAAUCGAUAUUCCAAGUCUCCACCAAAAUCCUCGUCUUCCAAAUUUUGAUCUACGCCAACUUGCAUCAAGUGUCCUACGGUAUCGAGGCGAUCGGGUUACUGUAUCGCAGUCUUUUUAUGCUGGCGGAUCCUUGUAACCUGUUACAAUCAGAUACUCAUUGUGCACCUUAUCUAGAAGUCCUUAUGUGCGGGAUAAGUGGAAUGGUAUACGGUCAGACGGGUCUAUUAAUUGAACGUGGUUUCGCCACGUUCUCCAAGUGUUACGGUAGCAAAAAACGACUAAUUAUCGGAGCAAUUAUCUCAUUUAUUGUGAUGAUUUGUAGUCUAUCCACUGGUCGGUUACUGUUAUGGGAUGAUCCAUUAAAUGGACAUGUAAUCGGAUGCUUCGCGUUUCCGAAGAAUAGUUCCGUCAGGUCCGGUUAUUAUUUCCUGGUUUGUACUGUGUUGACGUUGCUCAAUUUGAUUGUUUCAAUAUGGAUUAUGCGAUAUAAUAAGCGGUGUGAAUAUGAAACCCGUUUCAAAGUUGGCGCGCGUUUCCAAAAACGAGAAGUCAUCGAGUCGACGGGAGCCAUUUGCUUCCUAACAUUAUCCCAAUUCAUCUUUAUGUUUCUCUACUCCUUCGGAAUCUACACUCUGAAAUUUAUCCGAGAUUCAAUACACCCGCAGACAUUCUAUUUCUGGAUUGUUUGGUGUUAUACGAUGCCAUUCAUUGCUCUGAUGUUCCCCGUGCUUUUGAUCUACCUGAUAAGAAGGACACGGGCUCGGCGAGCACUGAAAAUUGUGGGAAUCACGAAUAGAAAGCAGACGCAGGAUGAUCAUAUUACUGAGAUGAAAUCUAUGUGGACUUGA
Messenger RNA from Caenorhabditis remanei, 987 nucleotides. RefSeq lists its product as uncharacterized. NCBI's taxonomy places the organism in Eukaryota, Metazoa, Nematoda, Chromadorea, Rhabditida, Rhabditidae. The transcript is spliced from 3 exons. The record is from RefSeq and is a predicted model, not a curated record. Gene Ontology annotation, cellular component: membrane. The coding region runs from base 1 to 987 and encodes 328 amino acids. Gene Ontology annotation, molecular function: G protein-coupled receptor activity; olfactory receptor activity. Gene Ontology annotation, biological process: detection of chemical stimulus involved in sensory perception; sensory perception of chemical stimulus.